ACCUCUCGGACUGAUUUGCCUUUGGUGAGGAAAAGUGUAAAGACUCACAGAAGGAAAAUGACUUUAAGGGAAGAACUCCUGGAUACAACAGAGAAGCAAGAUGCAGACUUGUUUAUAGCAUUCAUGGUGAAAUAUCAGAACCACACAAAGAUAGUAGAUCUUGAAGAAGCAUUGAACAGUCUGGGUGCCUCUCAGUUUGCUGAUGUAUGGGAGAAGGUUCAUGGGGUGUGUACUUCCACAUUGCUCAACCUUGAUGAUGAUGACAACCCUGAUAAUGAGGAGAGUGUGCAGAAGAACAAACAGAUGCUGGACGUGUUACAGAGUGUAGUCACCUUGGCUACAGCUGCUCUGACGUCUGAUUCUCCGCACGUGCCAGACUCCUUCUAUGACACUGCAGUUAUUAUACAUGGUGUGAUGCUUUCCCUUCCUGACACUGCUGAUAAGCUGAAGAACUCCAUGGCCAAAUUGUUUGAGUUAUGGUGGACCCGGGAGCUGAAUGGAAGAGAAGAACUUGGAAUAAAUACAUUCACCUACUUACUGGAACGUAGUUUGCAAAACAAAUCUCCUGUGACUGAUCUGAAGAGAGUAUGGGCAAUGAGAGAAGCUGUCAAGCUGAUAGAUGUAUGUAGCCAGGCGUCUGAGCAUGUCCGAGGACUUUUGCUCCACUGCUAUAUGCAUGUGUCAUACCUGAAAAGCGAUGAGGGGCGAAGGUUUUUAAGUUUUCUCUUUAGUCUUGGACAAAACAUGAUUGAGUUCAUACAUAACACCAUUAAAAACCAGCUACCAGUAGCUCCCAGGUCUUUUCUGGAGCACUAUGGGGAGGUGUACUUCCGUGCAUGGAGAGUUGCAUCAGGCCAGUGUUUACAGAAAAUAGAAGUUUCCUGUAUUCAAGAUUUGAUGCAUCAUGCUGUCCAUGCAAAAAGGCAGUCCUCACGCUCAAUGGCAUUUGUGCUAAGAAAGGUGCUAGGAUACAUCCACAAGCAGAAGAAACAGAGAGGUGUUGAUGAAAUGUUAUUGAGACUCUAUGAGCCCAUUUUGUGGCGAUCCCUCAAGGUGGCGAAUGGUGCAGUACGGGCCAACUCUGCUGCUCUGCUGGUGGACGCCUUUCCCCUGGAGAACCCUGAAUCUAAUGUAGAAGAGACAGACCGGUUGCUCCAGAAACAGUUUGAUCUUCUCCAGACCCUGCUAUCCGACCCGUAUGUUGAGGUGAGGACAGUGACUGUACAGGGGGUUUGUCACAUCAUCUCUGUAUACUGGGAAGUGAUCCCCAUAGCUGUCACCCAGGCUCUCAUCACUAAGCUUUACCAGGAGGUUAUCUAUGAUGUCUCCUCAGCUGAUGUCCGUGUGGCAGUCAUCAAGGGUCAACUGGAGCUCCUGGACAACCACUUAUGUCACCCUUUGUUGAAGUCUCUCCUGCCAGCUCUUAAGGACUUCAUUCACGAUACAUCAGAAAAGGUCCGUUUGACAAUGCUUGAACUUCUUCUCAAGGUGAAAAGUGUUCGAGGAAUAAAGUUCUGGUCUGUCAUUCCCAUGGAGCACCUGCUAGCCAGACUGGAGAUAGAUACCGCACCUGUGGCUCGCAGAAUCAUGCGCCUCAUCUUUAACAGCUUUGUCACUUUAGACAAGACACCAGAUGUUCAGCUCAGUCGUUGUAAAGCCUUGCUGCGCAGUAACCCUGGUGCAGCGCGUAACUUCUUUCGUUAUGCUCAUUUACACAUGAGUCUGGAGGAAACAGUAAAGUACAUAACACUGUUGUGUCGAUGUGUGUUGUGCUGUGUGCGUUCAGAGCAGAGAGCUGCUGAGUCUAACUCCCAGACGAGUGGAGGGGAGAGAGAGGUCAGCGAUGAGGAGAGAGAGGAUGAUGACAAGGAGAAUGAUGGUGGAGAAUCUGAGCUCACUGUGCAUGACACAGACCUGAUGGUGGGGCUGCUAGAAGCCAUGGCCAUACUCUGGAGUAGUGUCUCUCACCAGCUUGACAAGAAUGAAGAGUUACGUCGAGGCUUGAGGAGAAGGUUUGCCAUUGCCAUGCCAGAGUUCCUGAACACAUUUGAGAAUCGACACGCCUACUCUGCUCUAGUCCUGCUGGCCAGUCUGAUGCCCCCUGACAUGGUCCCACAUUUCAGCCGCAGCUGUUUGUCUCGCCUGAAGGACAUGACAGAUGAGUGUGGAUCUGAUGACUACUGGGUACUCCUUGAGGCCAUGUGUAACUGGGGCAAAAUGUCUGAACUGGUGGAACUCAUUACAGAGUGGUUAGAAGAUGGUUUAAAAAUUCCUGAUCCCUGCCAGUCCAAGUCAAAGGUAAAGAAGAAAGAGAAGAAGACAGUGGCGUUUAGAGAGCCCAGAACACCCCAGCCCACGCUAGCCAUCAGAUACCUGACAAGUCUGAUGUCUCACCCCAAAUGUCAGAGCCUGCUUCUGAUCAACUGUAAACAAGGACUGCAGGAAUUGUCUUGUCUCCUCAAAUCAGUGCUGAAAUGCCUGGAGAAGAAAUUUGCUUGUCUUGAUGCAUUGGGACCAAGGACAACGGAUGAGUUCCUGACACAGGCAUUUGUCAUGUAUCAGAAGCUAGAAAUCCUACUCCACAGCGAUAACAACUCUGGCCAUAAUGCUGUGAUAUCCAUGGAGGAACUGUACAGCUGGGCUGACCGGGAACUCUUAUCCUAUCUCCACAACCCACAGCUGGACCACAGCUCUGCAGAUGUGUCUACAAGGAAACGCAAAGUGGACAAGAACUCCAGCACCUUGAGAACUUUGGCCAUUGGCCUGGUUCAGAGUUUGCUGUGCACUGGUUGUAACAUGCUGCUGGUUGGUGUUGGCAGUGUGGAGUUUGCAUCACGCUUUACAGAUUUUGUGUCGUUGUGUUUACAGACAGGUGCUUGUGGAGAGUUACUUCCCUUGGCUGGCCAGGCCCUCUUCCAGCUGACAGAGCAAUGGAGGGUGUGUGAAGCCGAGGGCAGUGUUCACUCCUCCCUCAUCCCCUCACUCUUUACCAAACUGCUGCAGUCCAUGGCAGCCUUUGUGAACAUGGACAGUCAACCACUCACACUGAUGGAACAGGAGAAAGUUGAUGCGCUGUUAUCCAGUAUGAAGCCCACCAUGACAGAGAUGCUACAAGCAGUUUACAGAUGUCGGCAACUGGAGUCCAAACUUGUCCCAGAGAUCAUGUCCUCUGUGAUGGCAGCAGUUAUUUCAGACCUCACCCAUCACAGUAAAUUAGGGAAACUGGAUCAAGAUGAAUUGUGUGAAUCUUUGUCAGAUUUACCUCCCCUUUCUGCAUUUUUACUGAGCAUCAUUUGCAAGAAAAACUAUAUGGCUACGUCAUUUUCGUCAGAGCUGAGUGAGUGCAUCAGCUCCGGUGCUUUGCCUGGCCUAAACGGACUGAAUGGAGCUGUGUACUUGACUGCAAACCUCUACCAUUGUAAAUCAUCAGUGUCAGGUCUGAAGGACUGCCUGGUCUCCCUACAAGUACAGGCUGAACAAAUGCAACAGGACAUGGCUGACUACGAGGAGGACAGUCCUGAUAGGCUGGUGUUGAGAGGACUGAUGUCCAGAUUACGACAGAUACAAGACCAGUUGAUAACAGGGUAGCUGGGAUUAUGGGACACUUGUGUGAGAUGUGUAUACUCGGGGGGCAGGAUGUAGUUCCACAACAUAGAGCCCUGUUUUACGUUAUACAUGUCGUGUGAACAAAUAUUUAAACUUCUUAACAUUAAGUCAAUGUUGCAUGAUAGAUUAAAGUCAUCUCAAGACAAGAAUGCAGUAGGUUGAAACCUCUAAAGCUGUGCAGUCAACUUGUUAACAUCCCAUUCAGACCUCUUAGUUAUGAGUGUACAUCUACUCUGUAAUACGUUAAGCAGAUUUUGUUUCCCCACUUGUGUCAUUUUCUGCGUGUAUCUUCAAUUUGUACUGUCAU
Molecule: messenger RNA, 3913 nt
Organism: Liolophura sinensis
Lineage: Eukaryota; Metazoa; Mollusca; Polyplacophora; Chitonida; Chitonidae
Product: condensin-2 complex subunit G2-like
Exons: 29
Coding region: 58-3588 (1176 amino acids)
Biological process (GO): mitotic sister chromatid segregation
Cellular component (GO): nucleus; condensin complex
Source: RefSeq, a predicted model, not a curated record